Nelumbo nucifera (sacred lotus) is the source of this 1787-nucleotide messenger RNA. Its product is annotated as putative protein phosphatase 2C 72. The record is from RefSeq and is a predicted model, not a curated record. Lineage: Eukaryota; Viridiplantae; Streptophyta; Magnoliopsida; Proteales; Nelumbonaceae. Gene Ontology annotation, molecular function: protein serine/threonine phosphatase activity. Gene Ontology annotation, biological process: protein dephosphorylation.
UGCUUUUUAUUCUUUAAAAGACACUAAUCCGACAAGACUACACCUCAUCCGGCCUUUUAGUGAAUCUUGGGGUAAUCUAUAGACUAUAAUAAUACCUAACCACUAAAGAAAAUGUAAAUUAUUGAUCUGAGAUGUUUUCUCAGAUCGCUGGGAGCCACCUCUUGACCUGCUCUCAAUACCUUUUGUCAAUUCAAGCAAUUCAAGCAUCCCGGGGUCCUUGAAUUCCUGGUGCAUAAGACUGCUUCAUCGGUCAUCACCAGAUUUUAAAACCGAGUAGAAUACAAGAGAACUGUAUCAAUUGAGAUGGGAAUCUGUGUAUCCACUGCUUCUGCAGAGACCCACGAAGUUGAUGGUGGCAAUGAAAAUCUGGUGCGCAUCCAAGAUGCUCUACAAAAUAACAGAAUUCUUAGGCUUGAUUCUCUUCAUUCUCAGCAAGGGAAUAAAGGACCGAACCAAGAUGCUGCCAUUCUCUACCAGGGAUACGGAACAGAAGAUGGAACAUUUUGUGGGGUGUUUGAUGGGCAUGGAAAGAAUGGCCACGUAAUAAGCAAACUAGUCAGAAAUCGGCUGCCAUCGCUCGUACUAGAUCGGAAGAAUGCUCUCUCAGCGCUGAAUGCGACUGUUAACCAAGACUACGGAGAUCAAGAGGACGAAUUAAGCGAUGAUUUGGUGCCAAACAAGACAUUUCGUGAAUGGAAAGAAGCCUGUCUUAGUGUUUUCAAGGUGAUUGACAAGGAACUUAAGCUUCAUGAGAACUUGGAUUGCUCUUGCAGUGGCACCACUGCAGUAGUCAUCAUAAAACAGGCUGAAGAUCUAGUUAUUGCGAAUCUUGGUGACUCAAGGGCGAUUUUGGGAACCAUGACUGAAGAUGGAUUGGUGGCCGUUCAGCUGACAACUGACUUAAAACCCAGCUUACCCAAAGAAGCAGAACGAAUAAAGAAGAACAGUGGCCGAAUAUUCUCACUGAAAAACGAGCCACACAUUCAGCGUGUGUGGCUGCCCAACGAUAACUUUCCUGGCCUCGCCAUGACACGAGCUUUCGGAGAUUUCAAGCUAAAGAAUCAUGGCAUAAUUGCCAUCCCGGAGAUUACCCAUCAUCGUUUGUCUGUGAAUGAUCAAUUUCUUGUUCUUGCCACCGACGGGGUAUGGGAUGUACUUAGCAUCAAGGAAGUGACAUCUAUUGUGUGGCUUGCAAAGAGUGAAAAGGAAGCAGCAAGAGCAGUGGUAGAUGCAGCUGUUACUGCAUGGAGAAGCAAAUUCCCUACUUCAAAAAUGGACGACUGCACUGUUCUCUGCCUUUUUACAGGAGAAAAGUCAGAAAAUGCAAUUCCAACAAAUCUUAUCUAAAGAGAGCUGACCUUUGCAUUUUUUUUGCACAAGCCCAAGGUUGAGACUUGAGGGAUCAAUGCUGUUGCUGCCAUUUGGUCAGAUAGCCAUGCCAUGACAUCAUUAUUAUUAUUUCUUAGAAAUGUCAUGGGCCCCCUUCCCCUGAAUGGAUUGAUCGUGAUGAGCUACUGACAGUCACAUUGCUAAGCAUAUAUAUAUUACAGAAAUACACUAGCUAGAAAUUGAUUGCCUAGACUCGGAAUUCACUACACAACACCAAGAGAAGCUUCAUUAGCUACUACAAAUCUCACCCCUUAUCACACUCUCAAAGCUUGCUCUUUUUUAAUUUAGUGUCCCUGCCGCAUCCUGUAUUUGCUUAAAUGCCUAUGAUUCAAAUUUGGAAGAUCAAAAUAUGGCCGUCGACGCACCUUGUUGGAAAUCCAAUCCGUCUUCUUUGUUUA